GUUGCAAUUGACUGAGACAGAUUGACAUUGAUGUGCAAGGACAGUGCCGCCGUGACGGAGAAAGUUUGGACCUUCCGUCCGGAUGGGGAACAGCGCUCUCAAGUCCCACCUGGAGACUUCCCAGAAGACGGGAGUAUUCCAGCUCACUGGAAAAGGACUUCCGGAGUUUCCCGAGGAACUGCAGCGGCUUACGGCAAACCUCCGAACCGUGGACCUGUCUGACAACAAGUUGGAGUCGCUUCCUCCUUCCAUUGGAAACUAUGCGCAGCUCCGGAGUUUGACCCUCAACGCCAACAGGCUGGGCGGACUCCCCGACGAGAUCGGGAAGCUGAAGAAACUGGAGACUCUUAGUCUGAGUUCCAACCGGAUCCAGCAUCUCCCGCCCACCAUGGACCAGCUCAAGGCCCUGCGGACCCUCAUCCUGGCUGGGAACCGCAUCUCGGAGUUCCCUACCGGACUCGGAGGCCUGAGACACCUGGAUCUGCUGGACUUGUCCCGCAACCAGAUUCAGAGCGUGCCGCCAGAGGUGUCAGAGUUACAAGUCAUUGAGAUCAACCUCAACCAGAACCAGGUACCAAACAAUUAGCCCGGUCCAAAAAGAACCCCAACCCAUUACCAAAUCAUAAGAUCGACCCGGCAAGAGCCGCAACCCGAUAACAUACGACAAACCCGAUUCCAAUCACGUCGGGAUGUCGCGCAUUUGAGGGCUGCAACAGGUUCCCCCAAAAAACUGGAGCAGGGUCUUGUUUCCCACUUUGUGAUAUCACCUUUUCUUUGAGCAGCGUUUCGGAAGGGAGGAGACAAACCGCUGAAGCUUUGCGGGUGGUCUUCGUUCCCAUUCUGGCUUGAUCUUCAUCCCUGCAACAGUCCGGGCUCUCGUAUGUGACGCUUUGUAAU
Messenger RNA from Hippocampus comes (tiger tail seahorse), 897 nucleotides. RefSeq names its product leucine-rich repeat-containing protein 57-like. Gene Ontology annotation, cellular component: cytoplasm. The record is from RefSeq and is a predicted model, not a curated record. Bases 83 to 586 code for a protein of 167 amino acids. The transcript has 3 exons. NCBI's taxonomy places the organism in Eukaryota, Metazoa, Chordata, Actinopteri, Syngnathiformes, Syngnathidae. Gene Ontology annotation, molecular function: protein binding.